AUGCGCUCAGACCGCGGGCGAGAGAGUCAGACUGACCCGGACGCAGCCGCUGCAGCAGCUCAUCCGCACCCGCACCCACACCCACAUCCGCACCCGCAUCCGCAUCCGCAUCCGCAUCCGCAUCGACCACGCACGCCGCUGGCGCUCGCGCUCGCGCUGUCGUCCUCGUCAUCACUGGCUUCAUCAUCGCCUGCCUCCACUUUAAACUUGACUUCGAAUCCACACAGCGCUGCGACUGCUGCUGCGCCUCCUUCGCCUACAUUGUCGGCCCGCAAACGCGCGUUGUCGGACGCUUCCCAGAGCUCAGAGUCGUCCGUGGUCAAACGUCACCUCUCGGUCGACCCCACCGGCACGGCAGAUUCGCCGAGUGACAUUGAUUCGCUCGGCGCUUCGAGGUUGGAUCUUGAAGGGUCUUCUGAACGUGGUGACGACGACGACGACGAAAUCGACAGCCAGUCGGGUGAUGUGGCCAUGGACGACGCUUCUGCUUUCGCUGCUAGUGUAGUUCGACCGACGACUCGCUCCUCGGCCGCUGCAGCUGCUGCCGUCGCCGCCGCUGGGUCUCAUACCGAAGACGAAGAGCAACUACCCAGCUAUACUUCUUCAACCCUCGCUUCAACCGCCGUCACCCCCUCCUCUACGACCAUGGACGACGAUGACGAGGGGGACGAAAACGCCGUCCCCGUCAGCCUCGAGCGCACCGAACCCCCACCGGACGGCGCGAACCAACUCGCUCUGAUCCAGGACUGGCUCCGCGACGCGCAGAACGAAAUGGCCCCAGGCGACAGUUGGUACCUCGUCUCCCGGACCUGGUACAGACGAUGGCAGACUGCCUGCUCGGGCGUACGCGACGAGAAGAGCGAUGACAACGAUGAUGCCGACUUGUCGGUUGAGAAUUUGGGACCGGUCAGCAAUGCCGAUAUUUUGGAUCAGAGCGGCGCGCUCAAGAGGCCCGUCCAGGAAGGACGUGAUGUCGUGCUCUUGUCGCCGCAGGCAUGGGAUUUCUUGGUCAAGUGGUGAGUACACUCGGUGAGGGGGUUAUGCCGGACAAAUGCUAAUCUGAAUCCUCACGUCUGAUAGGUACGGUCGCUCGUCCCUUCCCAUCGAGCGUCAGGUCGUCUCGACGGGCGGCUUCGGGAGCGAACGCGUCGAAUUCUACCCACCAACAUUCGGCCCCGUCAAAGUUCUGCCGAGCGAGUCCUUGGCCGUCAACGUUUCGAUACCCAUCGUCGAAUCUACGCCGACCAUCUCCCUGUCCUCUGGCUCAACCGUCCAAGAACUGAAGGAGCUGUGUGCGAUCCAGUACGGCCUCAGCAGCGGUCGCGAGAGUCGGCUUUGGCGACUGCCCGCCGAUGAAGAGGUCGGGUUGGCCGCGCCUUUACUCGAUGGGCCUGGUCACAUCUUUGCCGAGAAACUCAGUCGCGUCGCCCAGGCCGGCCACAGCGUCGAAUUGGUCGAACGUGGCGAGAUUUCUGGGACGACCUCACUCAACGAUGCGAUGCUCACGGACGAGAUGACGCGCCUCGCCAUCGAGGAGCAGAACGAGGACGGCAAAUGGCUCGUCGACGAAACUUCCAUCCAAGCCUCGACCUCCGCAUCCGCUUCAAGCUCGCAUCAUUCCUCCGCAGCAGCGGACGACAAGAAGAAGCUGUUCGGCACGCAAUUCUUUGAUCGCUUCGCCGUGAUUCCGAGGAACAAGACUGGAGUCGAGAGGCCUGCAGCGUCGAAUCAUUCGGGUUCGACUUUGGGAAGUGGGGGUGGCGGGGCGGGGUUGUUUGCGAGUCUUGGCGGAGCGUUGACGCGGAGCAAAUCCAAUUCGCGUUCGGGGCAGCGAGGAUUGACGGGAUUGACCAACCUUGGAAAGUGAGUGGAUCAUCAUGUCGUUCACAAGACUUUGGUAAUGCCGUGCUGAUCCUGUUGCGCACCUCCCUCUGCAGCACGUGCUUCAUGAAUUCCGCCUUGCAAUGCAUGAGCAACACCAAGGAGCUGCAAGAGUACUUUUCCUGUACGUGACACAACGUCAACUUGAGCGUCCGUUCACGUGCUAAUGCGGAACUUGUGGCCCCACCAGCUGGUGUCUACAAGAGCGAGAUCAACCGAACGAACCCUUUGGGCAUGCGAGGUCAAGUCGCCGAGAGUUUCGGCCAACUUAUCGAACGCCUCUGGUCCACCUCAAGCGGCGCCUACGCCCCGCGUGAGUUCAAACAAGCCCUCUCACGUUUCGCCCCUCAAUUCUCCGGGUACGGACAACAAGACACCCAAGAACUACUCGCGUUCCUCUUGGACGGUGUGCAUGAGGAUUUGAAUCGGAUCAAGAAGAAACCGCCUACGAGCGCACCGGAUUGGGAGGGGGGUGGGGAUAAGGAGAUGUUUGAGUUGGCGAGGACGUGUUGGGAACAGUAUAGGAGUCGCAAUGAUUCGGUCAUUGUCGAUUUGUUCCAGGGGCAGUACAGAAGUACGGUCGUUUGUCCUGAUUGUGACAAGGUCAGUUAUCUCGCAUGGGUCGUCCCUCGCGCAAUCCGCUGAUUCUGAUGUGCACGACGGUACAGGUCUCGAUCACAUUCGACCCGUUCAUGUACGUGACGAUGAAUCUGCCCGUGUCAAAAAAGUGGGAAGGGAGGAUCUACUUUGUUCCCUUGGAUCCGAAACGAGCUCGCUACGUCGUCGAUCUCGAGGUGCCCAAGAAUGGCACGAUCAAAACCGCCAAAGCCUUAGUCGCCAAGCUCGUCGACUGCGAUCCCAAACACCUCGUCACGAUCGAAGAGUGGAAGGGCAAGCCUUUCAAAGCGUGGUACGACGACGACAUGAUUUCGGAACUCAAUACCGAGAGGGAUUGCCUCGUCUUCUGGGAAACGAGUGGACCGUUUCCUCAGCCUAAACCUAGGGAACACGGAAGGACGAAACCUCUUCGCAUGGAUCUCGAUGCGCCAAUCGUCAUCCCCGUAAUGCACAAGGCGAGGAGCAAGUUCAGCGGCAGCUCUCACAGAUCUUACGGCGCUUCGAACCAUGGCGAUGCGUUCGGUUCCCCUUUCCUGCUUACGCUCACGUGCGAACAAGCUUCGAGUGUCGAAGCGAUCGAACUAGCUUUGGCGACACAAUACGCUCGCGUCACCAAGAGGGGAGAGGAACUGCUCGAGUUCGUCGAGCUCGAACAGGACAGUGGUGUUGCUGCUACAUUGCCGCAAGUUCACAGUGCCCCGACGGUUGGCUCCAGCAAAAACUUACCUCCUACGCCUCCGCCCGAAGCCUCGAUGGAGGUGGAUGGUGAGAUUUCUCUCUCGACUGCGGCUUCGACCACAGCUUCUUCCGUGCCUUCGACAUCCAAGACGCCCCGAUCCAAGGGCCCGUUUCAAAUAUACGUCUCCAAGCACCCCGUCACCAAACACGGCCUACCUCUCGGCCAAAGGGACUGUGAGAACACACCCGUCCUACCCCUCGAGUCACGCUUGCCUCGUGCGCCGUCGCCCGAGACGGACAUGUUCAAGACGGCACCUGCUCCCGCUCCGGGUCAUGUUCCUGGCGCUUUCCCCACCGUUGAAGAGGAGAGUUCAUCGGCGAUGUCGACUGACGCAUUGUCACCUGCACCAGUCGAGCUGGGACCACAGUCGGAGGCCGCUGCGUCUACGGCUGAAUCGACGCCUCCUCCACCUGCGUUCAAGCCUCUUGUGAAGAACGGUGACUUUUUCCACGUCGAAUGGGAGCCCGCUGCGUUGGCGCAUUACUUUGGCGGUAAUGGUUCGGACGGGGACCAAGCGACGUGGCUCCAAGUCAAAUCCCUCGUUGACCCUGUCCUCGCUGAACGACGCAACCGCCCGAGGGGAACGAUGAAGAAAGCCAUCACGAUCCAAGAUUGUUUGAACGAGUUCACCAAGGAGGAACGAUUGGGGGAGGACGAUACGUGGUAUUGCCCCGUAUGCAAGAAGCAUCAACAAGCGACGAAAAAGGUCGAGUUGUGGAAGGUCCCCGACGUGCUCGUCUUUGCGUUCAAGCGCUUCAGUGCAAAUCGGUACUCAAGGGACAAGCUUGAUGAUCUUGUGGACUUCCCUCUCGAGGACUUUGAUAUCGAGCCUUUUGUUGAGGGUGUAAAGGUCGAACGAAGGUUGGCUGGCGAGACGGGCGCGGAGGAACCCGAGUCGCUCAUUUAUGAUCUUUAUGCUGUUGAUAACCAUUAUGGUGGGAUGGGCGGGGGGCAUUAUACGGCGUAUGCGAAGAACCAUGAGAAUGGCAAAUGGUACGACUUUGAUGACGUGAGUUGACUCCUGGUGGGACUUUGCGAAUCAGCCCAUUCCCCUCGCUCAACGCUGACAUGUGCUCCCUCUAUUCUCUUCCGCAGUCCCGCGUCUCGGAGAUCAACAACCCCGAAGCCGUCAAGACCAAAGCCGCGUACCUAUGCUUCUACCGCCGCCGGACGACACGCCCCAUUGGCGCCAAAUCACGCGAACUGAUUGAUUCGGCCAUCCAAUCUCGCAACGCCUCGGCAGCCAACUCGGAUGCCGGUAUUCCCUCCGGACCGAACUCACUCGAGAACACUCCGUUCGGAUCGACGGAGAAUCUUCCCUCGAACAUGCAUUCGAACGCGUUGCUACAUUCCCCUUACACCUCGAUUCGCCAAACGACGAUGAUUGACGAUGAUGAAGAAGACGACCUCAUCGGCAAUGGAGCGGGUGAUACGACGCUGUCAAGUACUGUGCGAGCUCGACCGAAUUUCUUCAAGGGGACUUUGGCGUCGGCAAUGCAGGAUAGUUCGAGUUCGAGUUCGGAUUCGGAUGUUGCUGAACCGGGGUCGCCCAGGGAUGUUUUGGGAGGGUUGGUGGAACCGAGGGACGGGGAGGAGGAUUGGAACCCUUUGAAUGGGGAGGAUGGGGGUUGGAGUGGGGUCGGAGGGGAGGAUCAGGUGGUGGAGGUGAAACUCAAUGAUGAGGAGAGGGUUGACUGA
This is a messenger RNA of Microbotryum saponariae, 4936 nucleotides long. Lineage: Eukaryota; Fungi; Basidiomycota; Microbotryomycetes; Microbotryales; Microbotryaceae. The record is from the annotation of a GenBank genome assembly.